AUGGCCAGAACAAACUCUCUCAGUGCCACUAUUUUUAACCAUCUGCCAUACAGACUGCGUACGAUCAUCAUCCUUUACUUGCGGUUUAGGCGUAUCUGCAACAGGAUCAUCCUAGCGGUCUUCCUCUUCCUCAUUUAUAAAUUCCUACAUCGAGCCUUUGCAGGUAUAGCCUCCAGCUCCGAGGAGGUGUUUCGCUUUCCGGAGACCCGUUUCGCGUACGAGCGAAUGGAGACUUACCUCAAGAUCUACAUAUACCGGGACAGAGACCCCGGCGCGAACUUUCAGUCGCCGAGGGAGCUGACGGGGAUGUACGGGAGCGAGGCCUACUUCUUCAAGAAUAUCAAGGAGAGUGGAUUCCUCACCACAAAUCCUCUAAAGGCUCACCUUUUCUUUAUUCCCAUUUCUUGGCAUCAAAUGCGCACCGAGGGAACAUCUUAUGAGAAAAUGAUCACUAUAGUUGAGAAUUAUCUGGAGAGCAUAAUCUCAAAGUACCCCUACUGGAACCGAACUGAUGGAGCUAAUCACUUUUUUAUGAUAUGCCAUGACAUUGGUUUGGAGGUUACUGAUGGAGUUACAAUAUUUACUAAGAAUUUAGUUCGACUUGUGUGUCCAGCUACCUAUCAUACUCAUUCUCUUCCAUUCGGAGAUAUUCCCCUCCCUCCAGUAAAUCAAUCAUUUUCUCAUCCACCUGGAGGAAAUGCUCUGCCUCAAGUUAAUAGGACAAGGAUUGAUCCCUGGGCAGGCAUUCCCAAUUCUUUAAUAAGAGCAAGUCUGGAAGAACAGUGGAAAGAUGUUACCGAACUUGAAUCAGAACGUGUGUGGAAUGAUACUGCUGAAGGAUAUCUGCUACUUCAUGACAAAAUUCACAGGACUAAGUUCUGCAUAUGCCCUCAUGGAUUCCCAGCCAAUACUGCCCUUAUAGCAGACUCGAUCCGUUAUGGAUGUAUUCCUGUUAUCUUUACAAACUACACGGAUUACCCAUUCGCUGAUACUCUUGACUGGAAAAAAUUUUCAAUAAUACUGGACAAGGAUGAUGUGAAUCAGCUCAAGGACACUCUUAAAGGCAUACGAGAAGCAGAUUUCACUGUAAUGCAAAACAACUUGAAUCAGGUCCAGAAGCACUUCCAAUGGAACUCACCUCCACUCAGAUUCGAUGCAUUCAACAUGGUAUUGUAUGAUCUCACUGUGCUCGCCAAUGUUUGA
Molecule: messenger RNA, 1203 nt
Organism: Corylus avellana
Lineage: Eukaryota; Viridiplantae; Streptophyta; Magnoliopsida; Fagales; Betulaceae
Source: RefSeq, a predicted model, not a curated record